Molecule: messenger RNA, 1656 nt
Organism: Zingiber officinale
Lineage: Eukaryota; Viridiplantae; Streptophyta; Magnoliopsida; Zingiberales; Zingiberaceae
Product: serine/threonine-protein kinase D6PK-like
Exons: 4
Coding region: 1-1656 (551 amino acids)
Biological process (GO): protein phosphorylation
Cellular component (GO): cytoplasm; plasma membrane; nucleus
Molecular function (GO): ATP binding; protein serine/threonine kinase activity
Source: RefSeq, a predicted model, not a curated record
AUGAGAAAGCAUAUUUUGACGCAAGUUUCAGAGGUUAAGAAACCAUUCAACUAUCUUAAGGGCUCUGCAAAUUUUGAAAUAGAUGAGGUUCCUUCUAAUGUCAUGCACCAGUCAAUUGAUAGUAAUAAACCGCUAACACAAUGUACAGAAACAGUGGAGCCAAAAACACCUACAAUUUUGGACGGCAGCUUAGAUCAAACAAAUGAUUCUGAAACCUGUAUAAACAAUGGCAUAAUUUCUGCAAAGAUGGAUGAAGGGAACGCUAGUGUAUCAAAGAUUAGUGGAAGUACUAGGCUAAGUGACAAAGGCGAUGUUUUAGAGAACAGGAAAAAUAGUAUGUGCAGGCCUAGUACAAGUAGUGACAUCAGUGAUGAAAGUUCGUGUAGUAGCUUCAGUAGUAACAUCACUAAGCCCCAUAAAGCAAAUGAUUCAAGAUGGGAAGGAAUUCAGGUGAUUCGUGCAAGAGAUGGGGUUCUGGGUUUAAGUCAUUUUAUGCUGCUAAAGAGGUUGGGAUGUGGUGAUAUUGGUAGUGUUUAUCUAUCAGAAUUAAGUGGCACAUCUUGUUAUUUCGCUAUGAAGAUCAUGGACAAGGGAUCAUUGGCUAGUUGUAAGAAACUUCUAAGAGCUCAGACAGAGAGGGAAAUUCUGCAAUGUCUAGAUCACCCUUUUCUUCCAACUCUUUAUACCCACUUUGAAACUAAUAAAUUUUCAUGUUUGGUAAUGGAAUUAUGCCGAGGUGGAGAUUUGCAUAUCCUUCGUCAGAGGCAACCUGGAAAAUUUUUUAUUGAACAAGCAGUGAAGUUUUAUGUAGAAGAGAUCCUCCUUGCACUUGAAUACCUCCACAUGCUUGGCAUUAUAUACUGUGACCUUAAACCCGAAAAUGUACUUGUUAGAGAAGAUGGUCAUAUCAUGCUCUCUGAUUUUGAUCUGUCCCUUCGAUGUGUAGUUAACCCAACAUUGAUCAAGUCUUCUAAUCCACAAGCUGAAACAAUGCAGAGAAGCAAUCCAGUUUACUGUGUCAAAGAACCCUCCUGCAUCCAACCUGCUUGUAUGACUCCCACAACAUGCUUAGACCCUCGUUUCUUCUCCUCUAAGUUUAAGAAGAACCAUAAAUGUAAGACUGAGAUUUGUAACCAGGUUAGCCCUUUACCUGAGCUUGUAGCAGAGCCCACAGAUGCUCGUUCAAUGUCAUUCGUUGGAACCCACGAGUACUUGGCUCCUGAGAUCAUUAAGGGUGAAGGUCAUGGGAGUGCAGUCGACUGGUGGACCUUUGGUAUAUUUAUGUACGAGCUUUUGUUCAGCAAGACUCUAUUCAAGGGAUUGGGUAACAGAGCCACAUUGUUCAAUGUUGUAGAGCAGUCAUUGCACUUCCCAGAUUCCCCAGUCCUGAGCUUCUCUGCAAGAGACCUGAUAAGGAGAUUGCUUGUGAAGGAUCCACAGCACAGGCUUGCAUAUAAGCGCGGGGCUACGGAAUUGAAGCAGCAUCCUUUCUUCAAGGGUGUAAAUUGGGCAUUGAUAAGGUGUGCAAGUCCACCAAAGGUUCCAAGACCUAUUGAGGUUCCCAAUCAAUCAGCAUCGACGAGCCAAAGAACUGCAUCUCCUAUCAAUCAAAAGGGUUCUGGAGGUGGUAACUAUCUAGAAUUUGAUUUCUUCUAG